This is a messenger RNA of Leptopilina heterotoma, 1980 nucleotides long. RefSeq lists its product as uncharacterized. The coding region runs from base 223 to 1980 and encodes 585 amino acids. The record is from RefSeq and is a predicted model, not a curated record. The transcript is spliced from 8 exons. Lineage: Eukaryota; Metazoa; Arthropoda; Insecta; Hymenoptera; Figitidae.
GAUCUGACUACAGUUUCGUAGAAGCGGAUUGAGUUUAUAAAGGAAAUGUGAAAGGGUUACAGAAGAAUUAUUUAUUCUACUCAAUAUUAUGGCUUGCUUAUGGAUUAUUAAAUAAAUAAUAAAUGUUAAAAUACCGAACAAUUUUUUUUUUCAAACCAUCUAGUGUUCCGUUUUGGAAAAUAUGUGAGAAAUCUGUUACAGUAGUUUUUUAAGUCAUCAAAAAUGGAGCGAGAUACAGUAAUUGCUACUAUUUUGGAUGACAUCGUUCGAACAGUGUUAUUGUCAUGUGAUUUGAAUUUAGAAAAUGGUAAAUUAAAUUCAAACGAAGUUCAAAAAUCUGAGUGCAAUUUUCAUGUUAGUCAAUCUGUAGAUAAGGAAGAAGAAAUUAAAAAUUAUGAUGAUGAUGAGGAUAAUAACGAUCUUGAUGAUAUUGAUGAUGUUUAUGAUAAGAAUAAUGAUGCUGAUGAUGAUUACGAUAAGAAUGAUGAUGCUGAUGAUGAUGACAAUGAUGCUGAUAAUCAUGUUACUAAUGAUGUUGUUAAUGAUGCUGAUAAUAAUGUUCAUAGUGAUGUUGACAACAAUGUGGACAACAAUGUUAACAACAAUGUUAACAACAAUGUUAACAACAAUGUGGACAACAAUGUUGACAACAAUGUGGACAACAAUGUUGACAACAAUGUUGAUGCUAAUGUUAAAGAAAAAACAUUUCUACUCACCAGUAAUAGUAAUUCAAAAAUUGCCCAAAUCAUUAAAUCAACUACAAUUAACGGAACCGAAUUUGUCUUGGAUAAUGAAGAUUUAGAAUCAACUAAGUAUCCAGACAGUAAUUCAUCAUUGGAUGCUAGAGACUUUAAGAAUGAAGCUACUUCCAAUUUUCCAAUAAGCACAUCAUCUAUUCAAAAUUCAACAAAAGAAAUCAGUAACAAUACAGAAAUUUAUGUAAGUAAUUCACGAGAUGAAAGAAUUCCUAAUCCAUUGGCGAUUAGUGAAUGCAAUAGCAACGUUAAUAGUCCAAACAAUGAAUUAACAAAUAAUAAUAAUAAUAAUAAUAGUAGAAAAUUGGUAGUAAAAGACAAUUUUGGAGAUUCAGUUUCAUCAACAGUACAACGAACAUUUUCCAUAAAGGAACUAAAGAGAAGUCCGCGUAUUUAUGGAAGAAAAGUGAGACAAGUAGAGGAUCUGGCAAUUCCUUCUACGUCAACUGGUUUUGUGCCAUCGGUGAUAGUUUUAAGUAACGAUUAUUCAAAUGCAAGUUCAUCAUCGGCAUAUUCGACAAAUGAAAUGCAUAGGCGAACGAUAGAUAAUAAUUUUGCAUUUCUAUCAGACUCGGAUUUAAGUGAUGACGAUGAGAGAUGUGAAGAAAUUUUUGGCUGUGAAAAUAGAGCCUUUGAAUCAUUUGAAGCUAUUGAUAUUGCACACGAUGAAACGGAAAUAAUACCCGUUGAAGAAUAUGAAACAUUAAAAAAUAAUGAUUACAUUUGGAGUUCAAUGGGUCUUUUGAAAUUUGCACAAGUGAUAUGCUGCAUUACAAUGUACGUUUCAAUUGGCCUUUGUCGUUUUCACAACAGAUACAUUCAAAUUUAUUGUAUUUUUGGAGCGUUCUUUUCAAUAUUUUUAUUAAUUGUCUAUACAUAUCGGAUACAAAUCGAUCAUUGGAAGAGUUACACAAUUCGUUUACUUCUUUCGGAAUACGUAUACCUUUUUAUAUACACAACUUGUGAUACUGCAUUUGCUAUUAUUAAAUUCGAAUUUAAUGAAGAAAGUAACUAUGGAGAACGAAUGGCUGUUAUGAUAUUGAUGAUUUCAACUGGAGUUGCAGCAUCAACAUAUUGUUACGAUGCAAUCUUAUGCUAUUCAUUAAUAGAAGAGGCAUCGAGAAAUAAUCCCGAUGAGAAAAAAUUAUUACUCUCCUAUUUGCCAACGUGCUCGAAAACCUCACGAGCUGAGAUUUGUGAUAUAUUUCAUACUUGUAUUUUAUAA